This is a messenger RNA of Mollisia scopiformis, 993 nucleotides long. RefSeq lists its product as uncharacterized. Gene Ontology annotation, cellular component: nucleus. Bases 1 to 993 code for a protein of 330 amino acids. Gene Ontology annotation, biological process: mitotic sister chromatid segregation; kinetochore assembly. The record is from RefSeq and is a predicted model, not a curated record. NCBI's taxonomy places the organism in Eukaryota, Fungi, Ascomycota, Leotiomycetes, Helotiales, Mollisiaceae. The transcript has 2 exons.
AUGGAGGACUCGAGAGCGGCUCGCAGAUCGAAUUCGUACACAACGCGUCUCGAUCGCACUCUGAAGGUACUGCAGGACCGAGUCAAGGAGCAGGAAGCUCUGUUGGAAGAGCUUCGAGCAUCUAUAGCACCCGUCGAGACCGAACCUUCUACCGACCCGAAAGCCCACCUCCUUCAAUUGCGCUCUUUAACAGCAGCUUACAAAAGCCUCACGCCUGCAGAGCCAUGGCUUCCUCCUCGCGAUUCUCCUCUACCUGCACUCAUAGCUCUGCGUACAACGGAUAAGACCAUCACUGAGACUCGAGACACAAUAGUGAAGACGGAAGUUGAUUUAAAGGAAACAACAGACAGGCUGGAAAAAGAGAAGGCUGAUCUCAGUGAUGCGAAGCUUAUUCAAACCGAAUUAGAAGCGCGCAUAUCAUCACUGCAGGUUGACAUAGAUGAGCGGACACAGAAGUCGCCUAGUGAGAUCGCCAGAGAUAUGAUCCAGGAAGUGAAGAAAAAGCAGACAAAUUAUGAUGCCCGAACAGACAAACUGAUGAAGGCUUUCGAUCAAUUCAUCGACGAUAAAUUGGCAGCCAUGCUUGCCAUUGAAGAGCUUGGUGGUCCCAUUGUUGGAGAUGUCCUGGAUGUUAACGAGGAAAUGCUGGAGGGAGCAUUCAGUACGCAAGGAAAGCCGAAGAGAGCGAAACCAAGCGAGGACAAACGGCAGCGUCGAAUUGAUCAAAUCUGGGGUCCUCGACCAGAAGAUAAUCAAGAGCCAGAGGAACCAUGGGACGAGAAACGAGCUGCGGCAACAGAGAUGCGUGAUUUGACAGAACAGCUGCUGAACAGUCUCAUGGAAGCUGAAGGCACAGGACCAGGAGCAUAUGUCGAGCUCAAGAGAGAAUCAGCAGCUGCUCGAUUUCUAGUGCGUUCGAAAGUCGCACAAUUCCAUCCUAAUGAUGCGAGGAAACUUCGACUUGUUGAUUUUGGAGGCGAGAUAGAUGAUUGA